Dinoponera quadriceps is the source of this 2911-nucleotide messenger RNA. Its product is annotated as dihydrolipoyllysine-residue acetyltransferase component of pyruvate dehydrogenase complex, mitochondrial-like. The record is from RefSeq and is a predicted model, not a curated record. Gene Ontology annotation, biological process: pyruvate decarboxylation to acetyl-CoA. The transcript is spliced from 11 exons. Gene Ontology annotation, molecular function: acyltransferase activity. Bases 36 to 1814 code for a protein of 592 amino acids. Lineage: Eukaryota; Metazoa; Arthropoda; Insecta; Hymenoptera; Formicidae. Gene Ontology annotation, cellular component: mitochondrion; pyruvate dehydrogenase complex.
GGCGCGUCGUAGUAUUUUCUGGCUCGACGUCGAAAAUGGCGCACAUGCUAAGAUCCAAGUUCGUGCUGUUGUCAUUGAAAUAUGUAAAUCUUACCGCGUCACGUAUCUCCGUGCCCUUAAAAUAUCACCGAUUAUGCUUUCACACCAGCGGGAUCCUCGACGUGAAGGGAAAAGAAAUGUUGAUGCCUUCUUUGUCACCUACCAUGGAAACUGGCACUAUAGUAAAAUGGUUCAAAAAGGAAGGUGAUAAGAUCGAGCCUGGUGAUGCUAUUGCGGAUAUUCAGACCGACAAGGCGGUGGUCACGAUGGAACUUGAAGAUGAGAGUAUAUUUGCAAAAAUAAUUAUACCCGAGGGAACCAAAGACGUUAAGGUGGGCACUCUGAUAGCUCUCACUGUCGAGGUCGACGAAGAUUGGAAAACGGUAGAGAUGCCAGAUAAUGCAGCAGCUACAGGGACAGCGCCAGCUGCUCAACCCACGAGUACUCCAGUCACAAGUCCAACAGCAGAACCACCAUCCGGCCAGCAAAAUAUUCUCAUGCCUGCCCUCUCACCGACGAUGACAACAGGCACGAUUAUAAAGUGGCUGAAGCGGGAAGGUGAUGAGAUACAACCAGGCGAUGCACUGGCGGAAAUUCAGACGGACAAGGCUGUGAUGGCUUUUGAAUUAGAGGAGGAAUGCAUACUUGCGAAAAUUCUUGUUCCGGAAGGGUCUCAGGUAGAGAUAGGGCAGUUGAUAGCUAUCACUGUUGAGAAGGACACGGAUUGGAAGCAAGCUGUUGUACCAGCAUUGACUAAGCCGUCCGCAGCACCUACGCCUGCAUCUGCACCGCCGCCGAGUCCUGCUCAACCAGCUACAGCAGCCGGUGCAAAACCACCACCAAGUGGACAAGUUUACGGUUUGGCGGUGAAACGAUUGCUGGAGGAAUAUGGUCUUAGUUCGGGCUCGAUCAAAGGUACCGGGCGUACGAAUCGUCUACUGAAGAGCGACGUCCUCGCAUACAUCCAAGCGCACAAUGUUAAAAAAGUUACGCUUAAAGCCGGAGAAGCCCCAAAGACUGCCAAGGCGAGUCCAUUGGAGACGCACGUCCCUGUUGGUAAGCCGUCUCCGUACGAAGAUAUUGAGAUCUCCAACAUUCGUAGUGUUAUCGCUAAACGGCUUGGGGAGUCAAAGAGCACCAUACCGCAUUCUUACGCGGUGAUAGACAUAAAUAUCGAUAAGCUGAUCGAGCUUCGUGGGAAACUGAAGACGGAGGAGGAUGUUAACGUCUCGAUUAAUGAUUUCGUUACCAAGGCUGUCGCUUACGCGCUCGUCGAGUGUCCCGAUAUAAACACAAUAUAUAAAAACGGUCAAGUGGUUCGAGUUCCUAAGAUCGAUGUGUCUGUAGCGGUAGCAACGUCGACAGGUCUUAUCACGCCAAUAGUAUUUGAUACUGUCGCUAAGAGCUUAACGGACAUCUCUAAAAACAUUCGUGAAUUAGCUGAGAAGGCGAGGAAAAAUCAACUGAAGCCUCACGAAUUUCAGGGAGGCACAUUCACAAUAUCAAACCUAGGAAUGUUCGGAAUCAAAGAGUUCUCCGCCAUUAUAAAUCCGCCCCAAACUGCAAUUCUUGCUGUAGGCUCCGGACGUGAAGAAUUAGAUUCUUCGUUAACGAAAGUAACAACAAUGACGGUGACAUUAUCGUACGACAGGCGGGCGAUUGAUGAAGAUCAAGCCGCUGACUUUUUAGCUGUUCUUAAAUCUAUGCUACAAGAUCCCAGUUUCCUAGCUAUCGGUAAAAUACCGGCACUCAGGUACAAGCGUGAUAUUUAUUAAUAAUUUUCUUCACGAAACGAAUGCCGUUCGUUUACUGCAAAAACAGCUUAUUAUUUCGUUCGAUUGGUGGAAAAAUUGAUAUUAUUGUUUCCUUUUUUCUUGCGUCAUCUCCUCACUUUCCCUUUCGGAGGAUUGAAUUGUGGAAAGGUGCAGGAAUUCGGUGUCGGUAGUAAUUAUAAUUAGACAGUAUAUGUACUAGCAAUAAUAUCGUCACUACGCAAAGCUACGCAGUAUAAAUAAAUCAUUAGCUGUUUUUGUAGUAAACGAGGAGGUUGAUAUUAGUUCACGUGAUUCCUGUCGUCUUCACGUACCACAUACAUACAUUGUUAGAAGUGAAGAAGAAAAGGGGAAACACGAUUUACGCAAAACUUAUUGAACUAAUAACUGCGCGUUGUUGUUACGUCAAGGUUUAAUCGGUAAGAAUGUAAUUUUUAUAUAUCCGUAUUGCUGCCAAAGAUAUUAACAGCGACUGACGCUACCCGCUCACGUAUUUAAUGCUACCGAUUACUUAGGAAAGCACAAGUCGACUUAAACUGCCAAAAGGUACAUAACACACGAAGAAGGAGCAUUUCUAAAAAGAUAUACACGAAUGCCAAACGUCAAAUCUGUGGUUCUCAAAACAUUCUUUAUUCAACAAAUUAGUUGUGAAAUUAAUCGGAAUCUUUUACGAUCGGAGCUCGGACGAUGGAAAAUGUCUAUUACUGUAUAUUUAGAAUUUUGUAAAUAAUUAGAGCGUUUAUGUAAUUAUACAUAAGUCUUGUAAAUAUGUGGGAACUUUGUAAGCCCUGCUACAAAGGUAACAUUCUCCGGAUUUACAAAAAAACUUCAUCUUUUACCAUCGCGACGAGUGUUUCAGGAUAAAUUCGAUUUGUCUCCGAAUACUUGAAAAAUUUGCUGAAAAUUUGCCGGGUUUAACACACACACGGUGAUCUCUUCUUCUUGAACGAUAAGUUAUUAAUUUCAGAUACAUCAUAUAGUACGAUUGUAUAUAAUUUGAUGCGUAUCUCUAACAUUUAAGCUGAAUUAAUCGGGUGGUAGGAUCAUGAAUGAAACUCAUGACUCCCAUCUUGUAAAUAAAAUAUUUAUUGCAUAAAAUA